Messenger RNA from Thelazia callipaeda (thelaziosis nematode), 371 nucleotides. The record is from the annotation of a GenBank genome assembly. NCBI's taxonomy places the organism in Eukaryota, Metazoa, Nematoda, Chromadorea, Rhabditida, Thelaziidae.
AUGGCUUUCACUUCAAAAGUUUUACUUAUACUCUCAAUUUUAUCUCUUAGCGAACAAAUGAAAACCAUUCAGAAAAUAACGGAGAAUGAGAAAAUAUUGUUGAAGAAAAUAUUUCGGAAAGAUAGCUACGAUUACUCGUUGCCUUCGGAGUUGCCCACUACUAUUUUACCGUUUAUGUUCAUCGAUCAUAUUGAACAACUUGAUCAAAAGCAGCAGUUAAUAGAAAUGCAUUGUAGCAUACUAUUUCAUUGGAUAGAUAAAAGAAUUGUUUGGGAACCACAAGACUAUGGAAAUGUUGAAAGAAUCGUGCGAUACAAAGGUGAUUUACCAAGAAUGUGGUUUCCGGCAGUUCAUUUUACUGAAUUGUAAGU